CUCUCUGCUUCACAAGCAGGAAGAAGUGCGAACUGUGCUCAUCUGAUUACAUAAUGACCCAGUAACAGGGAGCCAGAACCGGUACUGCCAGUACCAGUGUGCCGGGAGACACUGAGCGACUGGCUGAUCCUCACCAAGGCCUCUCGUCUGGCGUUUUUUUCUUCUUCUUUAAAAUAUAGGAUGACAGCGACGUAGAGGGACUGCAAAAGAAAACAAACAAUGUGAUGUCAAAGUGAGAGGUGAUGUAAAACAUGCUCGAGCUGUCAACAAGUGCGCGCCGCUCAAAACCCUGAACUUUCUCAUCUUUUUUCCCAGUCCAUUUUCCUCCUCCGAGACAGAUUGAAUGCCAUCCGUCUUUUUCACAUGUCUGCCGGACAGUGAAAGUAAUUAAAUCUUCAAGUUUCAAAGCUGUGGUCCGAGUGAACUUCUGUUACGAGUCGACAGGAAGCGCCAGCCAUGACCUCAGCCACUCCCCCCUCUUCUGAAGGCUCCUCCCCUCAGAAAGUAUGCCACUCCCAGACGCAGACGGAUGUCACCAAGCCCCUGCUGGGCUCCACAGGGGGGACCGGAGGUGUAGGUGCAGGUGGAGGAGGAACCGGAGCUGGAGGGCCCAAUGCUCUGCGAAGGAGGCGGCGAGUCCUCUCCAAAGAUGGCCGAAGCAAUGUGCGCAUUGAGCACGUGAGCGGACGAGGGGCGCUUUACCUCCGUGACCUCUGGACGACUUUCUUAGACAUGCAAUGGCGCUACAAGUUCUUCCUCUUCUCUGCCACCUUUGCUGGGACCUGGUUCGUGUUUGGAGUGCUUUGGUACCUUGUGGCAAUGGUGCAUGGAGAUCUACUGGAGUUUGACCCACCGUCCAACCAUACUCCAUGUGUGAUGGAGGUGAAGACGCUGACGGGAGCCUUCCUCUUCUCUCUGGAGUCUCAGACCACCAUCGGCUACGGUUUCCGGUGUAUCACUGAGGAGUGUCCUGCCGCCAUUGUUCUGCUCAUCUUUCAACUGGUCAUCACCAUGGUGAUGGAGAUCUUCAUAACCGGCACGUUCCUUGCGAAGGUCGCUCGUCCCAAGAAAAGAGGCGAGACCGUGAAGUUCAGUCAACAUGCAGUUGUGUCCAAUCACGAGGGUCGACCCUGUCUCAUGAUCCGAGUGGCCAACAUGCGCAAAAGCCUGCUGUUAGGAUGCCAGGUGACGGGGAAGUUGCUUCAGACGUCGCUGACAAAGGAGGGUGAAACCGUGCGGCUGGACCAGCGCAAUGUGCCUUUCCAGGUGGACACGUCGACAGACAGCCCCUUCCUCAUCAUCCCUCUGACUUUCUACCACAUCAUCGACGACAACAGCCCUCUUCGGGCUUGGGCAGCUAAAGGUGGUGGCUGGACAGACCCGGAGCUGGCUGACUUUGAGCUCCUGGUGAUCAUGAGUGCCACGGUUGAGCCGACCUCCGCCACCUGUCAGGUUCGAACAUCCUACCUUCCAGACGAGAUCCUCUGGGGCUACGAAUUCCCCCCUGUCGUCUCCCUCUCACCCUCAGGAAAAUAUGUGGCCGAUUUCGCCUUUUUUGACAAAGUGGCCAAAACCAAAACCCCACCCCUCUUUAAGCAAGCCCUGCCGCCGAGCCCGCCAUCACAGGCAUCCCGUUACCAUAGUGGAAAGGAGGCUGGGACGGAUCCGGAGAAGAUGCGACUUGAGGAAAACUACAGGGGUGAAGAGAAGGGGCGAGAGAGGGGACGCAUCAGAGAUAGCAGCCCGCUAAGUGUGCGUAUUAGUAAUGUGUGAGGGAGUUGAGAAUGACAGGAAGUGGUAACGGAAAGAUGAUGUGAAACUGCAGAUCAGGUGAAGGCAGGAGAAAACAAACAAGCUGUUGACGAUGUAAGAUAAAAACGUCUCCCCACUCAUACAGAAAACCCUCCACCUACAAGUGGAAAUAAAUCACCUGGGCACUCUUUCACCUUGCCCACAGAAGACACACAGACAGACUGCCAGUGUGUCACUGUCUGUUGGAAAUACACUGAGGAAACCAACUUCAGAUUCACAAACCCAACAUGUACAAAUGUACAGCACAUCCUCAAGUCAGAGACAUUUUCUACACGUCUAUUUUGGAAAGGACUCGUUUUACUGCAACUGGAGGAUGCUCAAACACUGCAAAAAUAUUUUCAUCUUAUCAGGUCUUUUCUGACUAUAUUUUAUUCCUAAAGGUGUUGGAAUAACUCAAUCCGAUACCAGUAGAAAUCAACUUGUUUCAAGAAUUUUCUAGAAAUGAGUGUCUCUUUCUUGAGCCAAGAGGGAGUUAAAAAAAGUGAACUUGAUCUCAGAAAAAGAGGAAGAGAAAAAAGUUGA
Plectropomus leopardus (leopard coralgrouper) is the source of this 2334-nucleotide messenger RNA. RefSeq names its product potassium inwardly rectifying channel subfamily J member 10a (gene kcnj10a). Gene Ontology annotation, biological process: regulation of monoatomic ion transmembrane transport; potassium ion import across plasma membrane. Gene Ontology annotation, cellular component: plasma membrane. The record is from RefSeq and is a predicted model, not a curated record. Lineage: Eukaryota; Metazoa; Chordata; Actinopteri; Perciformes; Serranidae. Gene Ontology annotation, molecular function: inward rectifier potassium channel activity.